This is a messenger RNA of Penicillium longicatenatum, 1320 nucleotides long. RefSeq lists its product as uncharacterized. The record is from RefSeq and is a predicted model, not a curated record. The coding region runs from base 1 to 1320 and encodes 439 amino acids. NCBI's taxonomy places the organism in Eukaryota, Fungi, Ascomycota, Eurotiomycetes, Eurotiales, Aspergillaceae. The transcript has a single exon.
AUGGCUCGUACUGAUAUUCAAUAUGGUCGGGAGCCGGUGGUUCCGACUUCAAAAGGACGACUUUCCAGCGACUCCAUGAUACGAUCAUUCACCAAGAAAGAUGCCCGCUCCAUGUCGAGGGCAGGGACAGAGGCCUCCUGGGCCUCUAAGGGCGUCCCAUCUCAUUCAGAUCUAGAGGGUGUUUUUGCGCCGGCUCCCUUUCCUGAAUACGCCGAUGCUCAGACUCCUGGGCACAGGGACCACGACUCGACCACUUCGACCAAAGUUCCCUCCAACGUGACACCUAGCGAACCAUGGAGCUUGACACCCAAUGACUCUUCUGAGGCGCUAGAUCAUCGCUCCAAGAGCAAGCACAUAAAGCCCAAAGUUCACAUCAAACCGAUGCUUCGCAAGAUGUCGCGUGAUGAUGCGCCGUCUACAUCCAUUGAUCUGUCCCGCUCGUCAACCGAGCAGGAAGGGCUGGGCAUCUACAUGAGUAUGGAGCGAGAUCGGCGCCGAAGUGAAUCGCUGACCGGACCGACAUAUCGACGGGCAUCUGGCCUUCACCAUCGAUCCACCAGCGGAACCUCUCAAUUUUCAACUGGAACCGGAUCCAGCGGAGGCAGAGCAGGAUCGCAAUAUGUCUAUCCCCUGCGCCCAACCCCCAAGGCGUAUACACCACCAUUAAGCCAAUCUUACCAAACAUCUGGAAAUGACAGCGAUGAAGCAGACGAAGGCAGUUUUGAGUCUGAGUCCAGAGCCCCGCCUGCGUCAGACACUCCCCGCUACGUCCGUGCUUCUUCGGGGCCGGUUCCACGUUUGUCAUUGCAAAUUGAAGAUGACUCGUUUAUCCACCUCCCAGAGGUUUCCUCAACACAUCUUCCUAGCCGGCCAUCCUUCGGUUACUCACGAGAUAAUGGGAGCACAUUGGAUACAACAUCGCCAAUCUCAAGACCCUCUCUUGACUACGUGUUUCGCUCACGAACUCGCACCAGUACUGAUCCAGUCUCUCGAGCGGCUACCGUCCAGGCUGCCCGGCAGGCAUUUGAAGAAAAGGAGGCUGCUAAGGCUCGCCGGCUCGAGAAACAGCAGAUGAAGUCCGAAGAAAGACGUCGCCGUGCCAAGCAUAACUUGCCGGGAGACCAGGAGUCUCCAGCAGUGCAAUCCAACGAGAAUAUUUCUGAGAAACCACCCAGGCCGCAUGGCUCUCAGGGAGUUGGAGCAGAUCAACAACCUUCGGCUUCAUGGAAAUCACAAUCCAAAAGUACUUGGGUUCUCUUCAUGACCUGGCUCCGGACCCGGGUGUUCAAAUUUCGACGAAAGCUGCGAAAGAUGAACUGA